UACGCGGAGUCAUUUCCUGUAUGUUAUUCGAGAUGUUGUUGGGCACACCAUGUGGACCAAAAAGUUAAGAUCAUUCAUGUAACUUCACUGUAUCAAAGUAAAACGAUAAUAAUGGGUAAGAAGAAAAGGGCGUUCAAUUGGAAAGCAAGGGAACAGCACGACACAGUUGUUGACAGAUCGACUGAGAAGAAGAUCAAGCUUGACACAGAUAUUUUAGGACGGGACGAUGACUUUGAUGAUGACAAUAUGUUGGUUUUGCCUUCAGAAAAAAGAAAAUCAAAAACCACAAAAGAAACUAUUCAAACAGUAAAACGACUUAGCAAAAAGGAACGAAAACGUCUGGAAAAUGUUUUACAACAAAAAGAAAAGAAAGCGAAGAGAGCUGCCAUAUUAGAAUCCCUAGCUAAAGUGCAGGCAAAGCCAGAGGAAAUGCAACAUUUUGUUGGAGUUGCUGCUAUGCAAUCCGGACAUUUAAAAAGAGAAACAGAAACACAACAAAAAAAACUGACAGCUGAUUCCAAAAUCAAUUUUGUGGCUGGCAGUAAUAAAAAGAUUAAACAUAGUCAAGGGGGAGACAACUGUGAAGGUGAUGAUAGCGAUGCAUCUGAGAGUUCGAUUGACACUUCAGACAUGUCAACAGAUGAGGAGGAGGAGGAAGAAGAAGGAGUGUUAGAAACAAAGAUUAGGGAUGAAGUUGUGAAAAAUGAAUCUGAAAAAACUGCAGCCAAAAAUGAAAAACAGGAAAAUGCAAAUGAAGUUAAAGAAAAGUGUGAAAAUAGUAAGAUAGAAAAAAAAGAGAAAGAAGAGAAAGAAAAUAGUAAGCCUGCAGUUAACAUUCCUGUCACAAGGGAUAAAGACAUUCAGGAGACCAGGAUGAAGCUUCCAAUUUUAGCUGAGGAACAAAUGGUAAUGGAGACAAUUAAUGACAAUCCUGUAACAAUAAUUUGUGGAGAAACAGGAUCAGGAAAGACAACUCAGGUUCCACAGUUCCUGUAUGAGGCUGGAUACGCACAUGGUGACAGAAUCAUCGGAGUGACUGAGCCACGUAGGGUGGCAGCCAUAAGCAUGGCUCACAGAGUUGGCAAGGAAAUGAAUCUGUCAACCAGUGAAGUUUCCUACCAAAUCCGUUAUGAGGGCAAUGUUACUCCAAAAACUAAGAUCAAGUUUAUGACGGAUGGUGUGCUUCUAAAAGAAGUUCAAAAGGAUUUCCUGUUGACGAAGUACAGUGUGGUAAUUAUAGAUGAGGCUCAUGAACGCAGUGUGUACACAGAUAUCCUAAUAGGCCUUCUAUCCAGGAUAGUACCUCUCAGACAUAAGAAAGGAUCUCCACUGAAAUUGAUUAUAAUGUCAGCAACACUGCGAGUUGAAGACUUCACUGAUAAUACUAGACUUUUUAGAAUUACUCCCCCUGUUGUGAAGGUGGACUCUCGACAGUUUCCUGUAACUAUACACUUCAACAAGAGGACCCCCAUGGAUAAUACAUAUCUCAAUGAAGCAUAUAAAAAAGUGUGUAAGGUACAUCGUAAGCUGCCUGAAGGAGGUAUCCUGGUGUUUGUUACUGGUCAACAAGAAGUGAACACCUUGUGUCGUAAACUCCGCCAGACCUUCCCAGCUACACAAGGGAGAAAGAAGGAGGAAGAUGUCUCACCUAGUAAAAAGAAGAGUAAAAGAAAAUUAUCUCCAGAGAAAAAGAAUCUCCCUAAGAUUAGUCUUGACAACUAUUCAGUGGAGCCCACUGAUGAGGAAGGGGAGCGAGAGGGUGGUAGUGAUUCAGAGGCUGAGUUUGACGAAGGUUCAGACGGGAGUGAUGAGGACAAUUUAAUGGAGGAAGAUGGUGGCUGUUCUGAGCCGAUGUAUGUACUGCCUCUGUUCUCCAUGCUGUCUUCUGACAAACAGGCGAAGGUGUUUGCUCCACCCCCUGAUGGUUACCGUUUAUGUGUUGUGGCAACCAACGUAGCGGAAACAUCCCUCACCAUUCCAAACAUCAAAUAUGUGGUGGACACCGGGAAGGUAAAAACAAAGUUCUAUGACAAAGUGACAGGUGUGUCUACAUUCCGAAUAACUUGGACGUCCAGUGCCUCAGCCAAUCAGAGAGCAGGACGAGCGGGACGUACCGGGCCCGGACAUUGCUACAGGCUUUACUCCUCUGCUGUGUUUACACACGACUUUGAGAAGUUCUCCCCAGCUGAAAUAACCAGACGACCUGUGGAUGACCUUGUCUUACAAAUGAAGGACAUGAACAUAGAUAAGGUGAUGAACUUCCCGUACCCAACACAACCCGACCCAGAACAACUCAAGGCUGCGGAGAGGUUGCUGGUCUCGUUAGGAGCUCUGACGGCACCUGUGUUACACCCUAAGUCCAGAUUCAAAAGUAAGGAGGAACCAAGUCGGAUCACACCCCUGGGUAGGGCCAUGGCCCACUUUCCUGUUUCACCACGGUACUCCAAAAUGUUAUCCCUUGGACACCAGCACGACCUCCUCCCAUACGUGGUUGCCAUGGUCGCGGCAUUGUCGGUUGCUGAAGUGUUUGUGGAGUUACAUCAGCCUCCAGAUGAAUCGGGGGAGAAAGAGGAUUUUAAGAAGAGAUUACAGCACUUUAAGCAGAUUCAGAAGAUUUGGGCUGGUGCUGGACACUCGCUGUUGCUAGGCGACCUUAUGGUGCUGUUAAAGGCUGUAGGAUCCUGUGAAUACCAGGGCUGUACUCCAGAGUUCUGUCAGAAACACGGGAUACGGUUCAAGGCCAUGAAGGAAAUCAGAAAGCUCAGAGUUCAGCUUACAAACUCAGUAAAUACUGUGAUACCUGAGGCUAACCUUUGUGUUGAUCCAAAACUUGACCCACCUAAUGACCUUCAGUCCAAACUUCUGAGACAAAUUAUCUUAGCAGGCCUCGGGGACCAUGUAGCCAGAAAGUAUCCAGCUCCCCCACCAGGGGCAGAUGAUGAAGCUAAAAAGUUGAAAUAUGCUUAUCAGUGUGCAGAGUUAGAAGAACCGUUGUUUAUCCAUCCUUCCUCGGUACUUUACAGACAAAAUCCACCGUAUGUUGUUUAUCAGCGUAUAGAGGAAACAUCAAGAUUAUAUAUGAAAGGAUUGGUAGCUGUGGAGCCAGAAUGGUUACCAAUAUUCUGUCCUUCACACUGCACAUUUUCCAAGCCUCUGGAUGACCCAGCUCCAGAGUUCGACGAGAAGAAAGGUGAGGUGGUGUGUCAUAUGACAAGUACAUUCAGUCGCUGUACGUGGGCCCUACCUGCUAUAGAAAUGGAGUACCCUCUCACACUGGAAAAGUACAAAUGGUUUGCACGAUUCUUACUGGAGGGAAAAGUUAUACCCGGCCUUGCUAGAUUUACCACCAAGCUGUUGUCAUCUCCUUCGACAAUGGUGAAGACCUGGGCAAAGUUACAGCCGAGGACAGAAGUCCUUCUGAAGAGUCUGGCUGGUGAGGGAGUAGACAGCAGGGACACACUCAUUAACAAAUGGAAAACAGAGCCUACAUAUCUAUUCAAUGCCUUCAGCCAGUGGAUACCCCAGGCAAACCACUUUGAGCUGGAAUCAGUGUGGCCGCCAGUCACAUGACAACCACUUUGAGCUGGAAUCAGUGUGGCCGCCAGUCACAUGACAACCACUUUGAGCUGGAAUCAGUGUAGCCGCCAGUCACAUGACAACCACUUUGAGCUGGAAUCAGUGUAGCUGCCAAUCACAUGAUAACCACUUAAAAUGAUCAAGGUCAUAAUGACCUCUUAGAUCUGCAGCUUGCACAGACUGCAUCAGGACAAACAAGGAUACCAUUCUGGUGAUGGAGGACAUGAAUCUUGACAGGAUGAUUCGUCAAGUCGUCUGGAAAAUAUUAAAACCUGGUAUUUCUCGAGAAACGCCAUUGAUGCUAUCUGGUUGUAUAAUUACAGACAUCUGACUACUUGUUGAGGAUUCUGUGUAUGAAUAAUGUACCAAAUCUGAUCUGACACAUUGCAGGAAGUUGUUCAUUGUGAGAAAACUUCCAUACUGACAGUUACUACAUGACACCAUAGAAAAACAAGGACUCUCAUGUGAUACAUUGUAUAUUGAAGUCUACCUGUGAUGAAUUCAGCUUGAGGAAGCAUUUCUUAACACAUUAUUACAAGGGUGUAUGCUUCCACUAUCCCAGGGACUGUCAUUUCAUGUCAGGCAUAGGGGCUUGACACAAAUUCUCAUCCUACAUUCCAUAUGAAGGGUGGUACAUACCACAAAUAGGUCAAAACAAUACCCAAAAAGGCAUGUGUAGUAAUGAUACUGUAUCAUUAACGCAAGUUUCAAAUCCAUGUCUUUCCUUUUGAUUAGUUACCCAUAAGUGACUGGACUACCAUUUAGGUGGACAGGCAAUUAAUUGUCGAACUUAAUGAACUUUUUUUUAACUUGUCACAAUAUGUGCAAUACUUGGCUAAUUUCUUCAUGUAACCGACCGAUGAGAAAAAUAUUUUCGAAAGAACUCGUCCAAGGGGACAAGUGCCACAUGAGAACCACUCGUCCCUGAACAAGAAUCACUUGUACCUCUGACUUCUAAUUUUCGAUUUAAAAAAAGCACACAAAACCUGCAUAAAUGUUUUCAAUGUUUUAAUCAUUGCUUGUUGUAAUUAAACAAUUUGAACUGCAGUUUUGUGAACCUUUCAUAAAAAAAAGAGUCUAUCGUUCGCUUCGCCAUAGCGACAUUUAAACUGAUGUCUAUAGGCCUAACAGGAACCAACAAGUCGGUUCUAAGAAGUAAAACCUUUUUCCGGACUUUGUUUUUAAUAAAGUUUAAUCCUG
Molecule: messenger RNA, 4776 nt
Organism: Pecten maximus
Lineage: Eukaryota; Metazoa; Mollusca; Bivalvia; Pectinida; Pectinidae
Product: probable ATP-dependent RNA helicase DHX37
Exons: 27
Coding region: 112-3570 (1152 amino acids)
Biological process (GO): maturation of SSU-rRNA from tricistronic rRNA transcript (SSU-rRNA, 5.8S rRNA, LSU-rRNA)
Cellular component (GO): intracellular anatomical structure; nucleolus
Molecular function (GO): RNA binding; ATP binding
Source: RefSeq, a predicted model, not a curated record